Stylonychia lemnae is the source of this 1320-nucleotide messenger RNA. The record is from the annotation of a GenBank genome assembly. Lineage: Eukaryota; Ciliophora; Spirotrichea; Sporadotrichida; Oxytrichidae.
AUGCUUGGCCAAGAGACAAAAGUAGUUAUACAAAUCAAGAAAAUAUAGUAUCUUAAAAAGGCUAAAUCAUUAGGGUUGUUACAAAAUGCAAUCAAGCUUUAUUUAGAAGAUUAAAAGAAAUAUUUCUUCAAACGAAUAAAAAGAAGAGAUCAAACAUUUGAUAUGAUCCAAAGGCUAUGGUAUGUGGAAUCUCCAUAUGCGAAGAAUUCAUCACUCAAAAACACUUUCAACUUUCAACCAGAAUCACUUCAUAGGAACGACAUUGAUGAAGAGGAUGAAUUAAGUGACGAUCCUGUAGUAAAAUUUUACGAUGCUGAGCAAUUUACAAAGAGAAGAUCAAUGUCGAUUGAUGAAAGCAUGAGAUUGACGAAUCUGUUACCAGGGUAAAAAACCGAAGAACAAUAAUUAAACUUGCUGAAUGUUAAAUCUAAUGGCAAAAAAGCUUAUAUGGGUUCAUUUGACCCUAGAACCAUCAGACUAGAUACUAAUUAUUUCAGGAGCACCAUAUCUAAAAAUCCACAGACUAGUGGAAGAGAACUUUUUGCUAUAAAUUCACCAUAAAAAUAAGCUGAUCCUCAAUCUAUGUUAAUCCCAGUUUAACCGAAAAUCUAGCGUAUAAUAACUGAUAAAGAAUUAGAUAACCAUUUGAGUACCUUUAUGCCACCAUUAGGUCAUUAAGAACUUGGCAGAGCAUGUCUUAAUAUAUCAGUUAAAGAGUUUUAUGAUUAUUUCAUUAGAGAUAAUGCUUAAUUUGCAUUCGAUAUUUAUUUCAUUGCAAGAGGCGAGAAAAAAAUAAAUAACUAAGAAUGGAAUAGUACUAUUGAUGAUAAUUUCAAAAAUUCUUUUGGCUUAAAGCCUCUUCUGCAUAAAAUUCUGUUUGUAGAGAUGCAGAUGAAAGAUAAUACCUUUGUCAAGGUAUCCCCAACAACAAAGAACUAUCUUUUACUUUAAAAGGAAGAUAAUAUGCUGAAUUUGAGAAUAUUUAACUAAAUGAAAGAUGUACCUUAUUGUGAUUAUUUCAACACAGAAGAGAACUGGAUCAUCACCUCUCCGAAUUCUGAAGAUAAUAGUAGAUGUGUGAUAAGAUCAACAUUCUAGGUUGUAUUCAAAAAAUCUACUAUGUUCAAAGGAAGAAUAGAGAGCAAUGCAACUCUAGCAACCAAAACCAAUUUCACUCAUUAUUGCAGCUGGGUAUAAGAGAAAAUUAAGGCAAUUAACAUAAGCAAAAAUGUCAAGCAGGUAUCAAAUGAAAUUAACGAAAUUUAGAAUUAGGAAUCACUUUAUCAUACUGUGGAAGAUAUGAAGAUCAAGAUCUAUUGA